AGCCAGUCAGAUUCUACCUAUUGCAACCUAGCAAUAAAUAACUCCCUUUGAGAUUUACUUGUGCAUUGAUAUGGCUUUCCCCGUUGACGUCACCACUGUCCAGGGCGACAUCUUGUCCGGCUUGUUGAAGAAGCUGGAAACCACCGUCUUCUUUCAAAUUGGGGACGAUGUCCAGUCGUUCCGCAAGCAGCUCACCCAGAUAAUCCCAUUGAUCACAACAACUCCCCAGGCCGCCGAACGACGCGCUCAAGUCGCCAAGAACAAGCAAGAAGCAGCUCAACAGGGUCGCAAAGCAGAUUUGCUCCCUAUCGUUGGUGUUACGCUUGCCUUCUCCAAGUUCGGGUUGACGAAGCUCGGAAUCACCGACUCGACUGGCGACUCCCCGUUCGAACAAGGACAAUUGGCAGAUGCUCCAAGCCUCGCAGAUGAUGUUUCGAACUGGCUCGAUGUGUUCAAGAACGGAGUUCAUGGCGUCUUUAUCAUUGCUGGUGACUGCCAAGACAACAUCGACCAACAGCUCACCCAGAUCGAGGGUAUCUUUGGUGUCGGUACUGCGCAGGCUACCAUUAAUGAGGUGUUCCGCGUCACUGGGAACGUCCGACCUGAUGACCAGAAGGGCCACGAGCAUUUCGGAUUUUUGGAUGGAAUUUCGAAUCCUGCUGUCACGGACUUCGAUAAGACACGCUUCCCUGGACAGGAAAGCGUUCCUGCAAGCGUCAUUUUGUUCGUUGAAGAUGAGACAAAGCCUUCUUGGACGGUUGGAGGAAGCUUUUUGGCCUUCCGCUAUCUCUCUCAACUUGUUCCGGAGUUCAAUGACUUCCUCAAGAAGAACCCUAUUGUUCUGCCUGGACUGAGUCCGGAACAAGGAAGUGAGUUCCUUGGGGCGCGCUUAGUUGGACGCUGGAAGAGCGGUGCUCCUGUGGAUCUUGCUCCUUUGCAAGAUGACCCCGCACUUGGAGCCGACCCUCAAAGGAACAACAACUUCAGGUAUGAUAUUGGAGAUGAUUUCACCUCUCAAGAUCGGUGCCCCUUUGCCGCUCAUGUUCGCAAGACCAACCCCCGUAACGACCUUGAGGGAAUGGCUAAUCCGAUCCCGACAACCCCGCAGCGUAUCAUCCGCCGAGGCAUACCAUUCGGACCUGAGGUCUCAGACGCCGAGGCUGCGCAAGCCAAGACCUUGACGGAUCGUGGACUCUUGUUCAGGUGCUACCAGAGCAGCAUCAGCAAUGGUUUCCGAUUCAUUCAAACCAACUGGGCAAACAACACAGGUUUCCCAUUCGGUAAACCAAUCCCCGCGCCCGGAUUUGACGCAAUCAUCGGUCAAGCCUCCGACCCUACUUCGCGUACUCUGACAGGUGUCAACCCUCAGGAUCAGGGUACUUCUUUGUCUUUGCCUACUCAGUGGGUUGUUUCCAAGGGAGGCGAAUACUUCUUCACACCUUCCACUGUCGCAUUGAGGGAUACGUUUGCCUUGCCUGCUUGAACUGGUUCUAGUUGAGACGUAUGGUUGAGAACGGGCGGGUUUACGAUACUCACGACGAAUGUUCCGCGAAGAGUGACACGAGCUAUCUUGUGUAUCUUGUAUAUUAUGAUUGUACAUUGUACCGAUCCUACGAUAUCGUUGAGAAUCCAAGAACGCGUUUGCGAC
This is a messenger RNA of Somion occarium, 1648 nucleotides long. The record is from the annotation of a GenBank genome assembly. NCBI's taxonomy places the organism in Eukaryota, Fungi, Basidiomycota, Agaricomycetes, Polyporales, Cerrenaceae.